AUGGCGGAAGCUUAUCAAGACGACUUGAGCUGACUUCAUUUCCUGGAUAACUUGACAUUGUCAUUGCUGAUUUUAUCCUUUGUGUGGGACCACAGUUACAGUCUUGGCUAAGCUAGAUUUCUCUUUAUCAGUAACAGUAUUCCAAGGAGACAGUUUUUCUUGGGGAAAAAUAGCAAGAUGUCGAAAUCCUUCCAUUGCUGGGAACUCUUGACAGCAUUAAUCUGGACAUCUCUGAUCGCAUGUCCAGUUUUCGCGAUCGAGUCUAACACUCUGCGGCCAGAUUUCGGCAUAAUUGAUAACCCUCCUUUCUGCAAGUGCAGCGAGUUUGCAUCGUGCACAAGAAAACCAUUCCAAGGACGAAAUGAUUAUACCAAAGAGGUAAUCGUUGUGUCAAAUGACAAGCAUACUUGGAAGAAAUGGAGAUGGGAUGUUGUGUCAACUGUAAUUAGUUCUGGAGAGCCGGACGUGGAGCUGAUGUGUUAUGCUCAUAAGCAAGGGAAAGGUUACGGUUUUAUAUCUCAUCUGAGUAAUUUUUCAUCAUUGAUGGAUGAUGGUAAAGACCUUGUAUGGAUCAGUACCACAGUCCAGAAAGCCCGAAACCUGUUUGCUGAUUACGUGUUACUUGACUUUUUGGAUAUCCUCGAUGAAGAAUCUCUGAACUUAACAAACGUGGCAAUUUUCUUAAAACAUUUCAGAUUCUCUCUGGACCAUCACGCUUAUGGUUCAAAGAUGCUCUGUUUGUUACCGUGGACUCCUGAUAAUUUUAAAGAACACAAGAGAUCUGUUCUAUAUAAUUUGGUGGAUAGCCUGAUGACCCACUGUGAGGGAUUUGUGUUAAAUUCCAAGAGUUUUAUCUCAACUUCUGAAGUCUGCAAAGCAAGACCACUCAUUCCAUUUACAAAACUUGUAUUAGGACUUGACGAGUAUGCCUCUCAUGGAUUUGAGCUGAAGAAGUUCUUCUUGGGUGUUCCAUGGCAUGGAUUUAACUACACAUGUAAAUCGUAUCAUAAGGAGAAGAACCAGUGUGACCUGAAGAAAAACAUGAGUGAUGGAUUACCAUGUGACUAUGACAACGCAAGGGAAGAGAUAACCCUGGGAGACUUGGUCAAGAAGUUUCCGGAUAAAGUGGAGUCUGUUAAGGGUCACUCGUGGGAAAAAUUUGUUAUGGCUCCAUACAUAGUACAUGAGGAUAAGGAAGAGGGAAGGAUGCACUUGCUGUAUUUUGAGGACUACCACAGUUUACUGCUGAAAUAUCAUCUGGUUCGAGACCUGGAGAUGUCAGGUGUUGUUAUCUGGAGUGGAGAUGAUCUGGCUUAUAGUAGCAAUGAUGCUGCGAUCAAAGAGUACGAAAAACUCACUUGGAAUUUGCUGCAUCAGUGGAUGACACAAGAGAAAAGGGAAUCCUAUAUAUCAGAUGAAAUGCGUUCAUUCCCAUCCCGAAUGGCAGGAGUUGGAGUUGGUUGUAUGCUGCUUGGUGUUUUGCUUGGGUUUGUGUUUGGCAUCAUCGUGUGUGUGCGCCGACAGAGGAAACUGCUCCAUCCUCCAUUCACCAAGGACAAAACCCAGGAGUUCUUAGAUGAAGAUCCAGGCAUGUAAACUACAGCUGUCAUCUGGCACAAGGAGGGCCCAAUGCCUAUCACCUCUGGUGUACAUGUAGAUUUUAUAGGUAUAUGUACAUGCAGUGUUCAGGUGUUAAUACUUUCAUAUAAAUAAAUAUUAAGGGUGAACUCUGCCUCUUCCUCCUUGUUACUUUUUGGAAAUUUUAUGAAAGUUUUCAUUUGACCACAAAUUCUUUUUCCAAACUGUUUGCCACAAAUUUAUUUUAUUAAACACAAUGCCCAUAUUUUUGUAUAAAACACUUGCACAGCUGAUGGCAUUUGCCAUCCAUGUUUGAUGGUGUCUUCAAAAUUUGAUGUGUUUGAGUAGUUGUCUCUUCUUUUUGUGAUGAACAUAUAUACUCAUCUGCAAUUCAAACCUAUAUACACAUUUUAUGUUGAAAACUUUUGAAGUCAUUCCAAUUUCGUGUUCAUCUGUAAUUCUUGUACAUGUAAAUAUUGUGUUAAUACACACAUAUAAUGUUACAUGAGCUGGAAUAGUCUCUCCAGGUAGUUACCACUGAACAUCCAUAUAUUAAUCCAUAUAUUGAUAUAAUAUGACAUAUUGGUGUAUGGCUCCUGUUCAUGCUACAGUAGUUGUAGAUCUAUAUGUACAUGUGAAAGAUAACGUGUGUCUGAUUUUGCAGUUCAGGCUCAUAGGUAUUUGUAGUGUAAAUCAAAUUCAUCAUUAAGAUAAAUUUUGUGGAAAUUCUGAAGAUCAACAUUUUUAUUCUGUCAAAUUCUUAUUUCAACUUAGAAUAAAGCCAUUAUCACCCGUUGUUUUUCUAACUAUGACGCAUUUUUAGAAUGAUCUAAUAAGGAAUUAAACAUUGCGGAAUUUUCAUUAUACAUGUAUAUGGUAGAUGGUAGAGUGUGUUUACAUUGAGUGAAUGCUGUCACUGAUUGUUUGUUCAUCUUUUAUUUCUCAGCCAUCAUAGUUUUCUCAUGCAGUAUAAUAUAUGCAUAUC
Liolophura sinensis is the source of this 2563-nucleotide messenger RNA. RefSeq names its product di-N-acetylchitobiase-like. The coding region runs from base 178 to 1596 and encodes 472 amino acids. Lineage: Eukaryota; Metazoa; Mollusca; Polyplacophora; Chitonida; Chitonidae. Gene Ontology annotation, biological process: oligosaccharide catabolic process. The transcript is spliced from 9 exons. The record is from RefSeq and is a predicted model, not a curated record.